AUUUCAGCGCCGACCUUUGCUCUCGUGUUCCAGACAUAAAUCUCUCUGCUCUGGGAUCUGAAACAUUUCAGCUGUGAGAUAUCCGAUUGCUUUGUAACAAUAGGAGAGGAGCCAACAGUGGGUGUCACUGGCACAAGCCAAGGAAAUGCUGGAGCCCAAUCAACUGUCAACAGAACAGAACCAGCCGCUGAUUCGCUGAGAGAAAUCCUUGGGCAACUCAUUCUGCAGGAGGUUUAGUUUCUACAUAAACACAGUGUGCAGCCAGGGGCUCAGUGAUUGGGGGAGACACAAACCACCUGCAGAUGGUGCAGCCCGGGUCAGAAUUAGCUUAGUCCAGAUGUCUCACCCAUUGCUUGUGGGUAUGUGAAGGCUGCGCAUAAAGAAGGAGCUGUGGUUUGGGGGACGUCGGACACUGGGGAUGAUCCAAUGGCCGACCAAAGAAUGGAUAUCUCCUCCACAAUGAACGAUUUCAUGUCCCCAGGCUCCAACGACCUCAUAUCCAGCUCCCUGGGCAUGGGAGGGAUCGACUGCAACCGCAAAAGGAAAGGGAGCCUGAGCGAUUAUCAGGCCGAUGGCUUCCCAUUUGAUGAGGGGAUGGAUACAGACAAGGAUGACCCCCAUGGAUUGUUGGAGUUUACAGAGGGGCGGCUAAGAAAUGCCAGGGAAGCUCACAGUCAGAUCGAGAAAAGGCGGAGAGAUAAAAUGAACAGCUUCAUCGAUGAGCUGGCAUCUCUGGUUCCCACGUGCAACGCCAUGUCCCGGAAGCUGGAUAAACUCACUGUGCUGCGCAUGGCCGUCCAACACAUGAAAACGCUGCGAGGUGCUACCAACCCCUACACAGAGGCAAACUACAAGCCUUCGUUUCUGUCGGAUGACGAGCUCAAGCAGCUGAUUCUCAGGGCGGCAGACGGAUUCCUUUUUGUGGUCGGCUGUGACCGAGGGAAAAUCCUCUUUGUUUCAGAAUCCGUUUUCAAGAUCCUUAAUUACAGCCAGAAUGAUCUGAUUGGCCAGAGCCUGUUUGACUACCUGCACCCUAAAGAUAUUGCCAAAGUUAAGGAGCAGCUCUCGUCCUCUGACACUGCCCCCCGGGAGAGACUCAUCGAUGCAAAAACCGGCCUUCCAGUAAAAACCGAUAUCACGCCGGGGCCCUCUAGGCUUUGCUCCGGGGCCCGCCGCUCCUUUUUUUGUCGCAUGAAAUGCAACAGACCUUCAGUGAAAGUAGAAAACAAAGACUUCCCAUCUAACUGUUCCAAAAAGAAAGCAGACCGCAAGAGCUUUUGCACUAUACACAGCACUGGAUAUCUCAAAAGCUGGCCGCCGACAAAAAUGGGGCUGGACGAAGAUAAUGAACCAGACAACGAAGGGUGCAAUCUCAGCUGCUUGGUUGCGAUUGGCCGGUUGCACCCCCACAUAGUGCCACAGCCCGCCAAUGGGGAGAUUCGAGUCAAAUCCACAGAAUACGUAUCGAGGCACGCUGUAGACGGGAAGUUUGUUUUUGUAGAUCAGAGGGCAACUGCAAUCCUCGGGUAUUUACCGCAGGAGCUCCUGGGCACCUCUUGCUACGAGUAUUUCCAUCACGAUGAUAUAGGGCAUCUGGCCGAAUGCCACAGGCAAGUCCUACAGACCAGAGAGAAGAUAACAACCAAUUGUUUUAAGUUCAAAAUCAAGGACGGCUCCUUCAUCACCCUGAAAAGUCGCUGGUUCAGUUUCAUGAACCCGUGGACCAAAGAAGUAGAAUAUAUCGUCUCCACCAACACAGUUGUCUCGGCCAACAUUAUUGAUGCUGCAGACUCUACAUUCUCUCAUUUGUCAACAUCUCCCCCAAACAUGAACAGUGUACUACAGUCUGGUGAAGCAGGCGGCACAAAAAGGAACCACCAGGCAGUUCCUGGCAUUCCAGGUGGAACAAGUGCUGGCGCUGGCAAGAUUGGCAGAAUGAUUGCAGAUGAGAUACUGGAAUUUCACAGGACAAGGGGCUCCUCUCCAUCGAGCUGUGGGUCCAGCCCUCUCAAUUUCAGCACCCCACCUCCAGAUGUGUCUUCUCCAGGAGGCAAAAAGAUGUCCAAUGGCGGAGGUAUUGAUCCAGUGUCCACAUUAGUGCCUGGAAUGGACAGUUCGGGUUUCCCAUACUCAGACAGUUCAUCAAUACCAGGCGACAGCUCUCACAUGGACACGUACAUGACGGAAACAGAACACGGGUCCAGUAGCCCCAGUAACGACGAGGCAGCCAUGGCGGUCAUCAUGAGCCUCUUAGAGGCGGACGCGGGUCUGGGUGGCCCUGUGGAUUUCAGUGACUUACCUUGGCCUUUGUGAUACCGAUACAGAAGAACCUGCAGUAUCAAAGUGCAUUAUUGAAGCUUAACUGUUUCGCUACCAAAGGGACCGUCACAACCUUGCUCUGCAGUAAAACAUAGGGGCCAGAGGUGGCAGUCACAGGUGGCAGUUGCACUGCUAAUUGCUUUUAUGGACACAAUCAUGGAAGCCAUAUGAGAUCACUAUUCGCGCUGUAUCCCGCCUCAUGUCCGUACACAAGCAGACAGUUUAAAUGAACGAAGAACUGGGAUUAUUUUGGGCCCUAAAACUGUCAGACUGCAGCUGUCAUUUCCCAGCCUGACUGAUUGGACAGCACUGGGCAGGGGGUGCAGUUGCAACUGUUGGCUCUGGCCAAAUCAGGCAAAGAUCCAGACAUUUGGUGACCAGGUCAUGUCCGCAGAUGUAGAUGUGCAUAGCGGGCGUGGCCAACCUUGGUCUUUCCUGACACGGAUCUACAGUGGGAGGAGCACAGGCUGCCCCACCCAUAGCUCCCAUUAGCUGUCUCAUUUGAAAUCAUCCAUGUUACCCAUGUUUAAAUAAUUGUGCAUAUAUAUAUAUAUAUAUAUAUAUAUAUAUAUAUAUAUACAUACAUACAUACAUACAUACAUACAUACAUACAUAUAUACACAUGCAAACUGUCAUUUCAACGUUUUUACACGGCAGAGGCGCCCCCGUGUGGCUAUUUCUUAUACUAAUAAUUGUACAAAGUUGUUCUAUUGUAAGAAACCUUUCUGCUAUAAAUGGUACAGUGUCAUAGUUUUUUAAAUAAAGUUGUUCUAUAAA
Xenopus laevis (African clawed frog) is the source of this 3096-nucleotide messenger RNA. RefSeq names its product aryl hydrocarbon receptor nuclear translocator like S homeolog (gene bmal1.S). Gene Ontology annotation, cellular component: cytoplasm; transcription regulator complex; nucleus. Gene Ontology annotation, molecular function: DNA-binding transcription factor activity; protein dimerization activity. Gene Ontology annotation, biological process: circadian rhythm; regulation of DNA-templated transcription. Bases 427 to 2313 code for a protein of 628 amino acids. The transcript is spliced from 18 exons. NCBI's taxonomy places the organism in Eukaryota, Metazoa, Chordata, Amphibia, Anura, Pipidae. The record is from RefSeq and is a predicted model, not a curated record.